CGCGCCGCUGGCUGUCAAGGUGUGGACACGGCGAGCGCGCGAGUGGGAACGCAGUGGCGAGCUUUCAGGCACGGGAGCGGACGCGUCUUAAAAAAAAAGGGCCGGAAGGGGCGAACGCCAGUCCGUUUUUACUAAAGCAAUUAUGUUCACCAACGCGCCCCGGCCGUCUCCCUUUGAAGCUGUCGAUAUAUAGCCGGGAAGCUGUCGCGUCUUUGCCCGUCACCUAUGAGCCGAAGCGAAGCGCGAAGGGCGCAGGUAGAAGAGCAGAGCCGGAAGAACCCGCAUUACUGGUCGCCUUCGCUUUGUUCGGCUUCCUCCGAGUGGAUCGUCGCUGAUAUUAUCGCGUAAAUGCGGUGAGCCUUAAAGCGCGUCCGAGCUGCAGAAAUUAUGACGGACUUGAGGAAAAACAAACUCUUCGUCCUGGUGGACGUGCUGUGUGUCGUUGUAGCUUCUCUUCCCUUCGUGAUAAUGAACAUUGCGUCCAAGCCAUACGAGCGGGGCAUCUACUGCCAGGACGAGAGCAUUAGUUACCCUUACAAAGACGACACAAUCUCCCACGUGACGCUGGCUGCGGUCACCAUCACCUGCACUAUCAUCAUCAUAUCUUCGGGUGAAGCGUACCUGGUGUACAGCAAAAAAAUUCAGUCCAGCUCUACCUUUAAUCAAUAUGUGUCGGCCAUAUAUAAAGUGCUGGGUGCCUUCUUGUUCGGAGGAGCCGUCAGCCAAUCACUGACGGACUUGGCCAAGUACACCAUUGGGCGACCACGGCCACAUUUCUUAACAGUAUGUGCUCCCAGAGUCUGCAAAGGAUACAUGGCCUCGAUCAACUGCACGGGCCCACAAAGUGAUGUGACUGAAGCCCGGUUGUCCUUCUACUCUGGUCACUCCUCCUUUGGGAUGUAUUGCAUGCUCUUUCUAGCGUUCUAUGUUCAGGCCAGAUUGCAUGCAAAAUGGGCUCGUCUCCUGAGGCCGACUAUCCAGUUCUUCCUGGUGGCCUUUGCCGUGUAUGUAGGUUACACUCGUGUGUCUGAUUAUAAGCACCACUGGAGCGACGUGCUGGUGGGGCUCCUCCAGGGGGCGCUCAUUGCAAUUCUCACUGUGCGAUACGUAUCUAAUUUCUUCAAGGUUCGUCCUCAUCCUCAGUGCUCAAGUCCAGAGACGGCAGACAAUGAGGAACGGAAACCAAGCUUACAUUUAAGCGACGUAGAGCACAAUAACCAUUUAGGUUAUUCUGGACCUGUGUGAGGCCGAACAUUACAUCUCCCACAAACCACUGGACUGACGGAAGGGGGCGGAGCAAGACUGCAAUGCUCAGAAUGGUCCUCCUUGGAAAAAUUUACAAAAAGCUUUAGUGUGCCUUUAGUGUGUCCUUUUGAAGGAGAGAGAACUUUUUAUACAUAUUUAAUCAAUUUAUUUUAAUCAGAAUGAUUUGCUGAGGAUGUUGAGGGGCCGGAUUGAUUUUUUUAUUAUUUUUUUUUUUAAAUAAAAAAAGUCUAUAUACUGGACCAUGUACGGCAUGUAUAAUCUUAUUUGAAUUGUAAAUCUUACUGUUUUGUAAAUAGCGGCUUGCUUUUCUUAUAUUAUUUGAUGAACCCAACAGAAUCGUACAUUCUGUCGUUACAAAUGCAGAACUCACUUUUGCUAAUAUUAUGUGCCUUAGUAACUAUAUAGUAAUCUGGACUGCAAAUAGUGAAUAAUGUAAAAAAAACAAAAUUGCUAGGAUAUCUUGGUUUUGUUCCCCUAUGUUUAAAAUUUAAACGCGAGAUACCACUACAGCAUCUGCAAGUCUGUUAUGCUUCUUUAUAUUUUCGGUUUUUGCAUUUAAAAAAAGCUGGCUUUAUUGAACUUUGGAACCGUUGUUUGCUUUUGACCAAAUUUGUAUUAAAUAUUUGUAAUAUUAAUCUGCUUGUUGGUUGAGUACUGCACUGUUAUUGUUGGAACAUUUUUCAGAUUUCGCUACCUUAACGAAUUUUCGCAGCCUUUUUUUAUUUUUAAAUGCAUAACUGCUGCUAUGGUUACGCCUGUUGUUUUGCGCCUGUAAACAGACUUUUGAAAAUGCCAUUUUAAAAACAAAAACGCACUCGCGUAAACAGGCCCUAAACAUGAUGAAAAGGAAUCUUGUUUGUAUUGCAUUUGCAUUCUACUGAAGAAAAAAAAAAAACCAUUUAAUAUUUGCA
Puntigrus tetrazona (Sumatra barb) is the source of this 2177-nucleotide messenger RNA. It is a transcript of the gene plpp2b, whose product is annotated as phospholipid phosphatase 2b. The record is from RefSeq and is a predicted model, not a curated record. Gene Ontology annotation, molecular function: phosphatidate phosphatase activity. The transcript has 6 exons. Bases 388 to 1245 code for a protein of 285 amino acids. Gene Ontology annotation, biological process: signal transduction; phospholipid metabolic process; phospholipid dephosphorylation. Lineage: Eukaryota; Metazoa; Chordata; Actinopteri; Cypriniformes; Cyprinidae.